CUCCAUUACUUUUAAAACCACAAAAGAAAAGCAGGCUGAAUGAUUCAUGGAUUGGAUCUACCAUGACAAUUUGAAAUUGGCAAAUUUGGAGCACUUAAUACAAAUUACAUACACUGCAUUUCCAAAUAAAGAUUAAAUAAAGCCAAGCUUAGUCAGUGCACUGCACUAUAUUAUUUGAUUCACCAGGACAAGGACUUUAAAAAAACAAAAAAAAAAAACAGAAAAGUCUAUUAAAAUUCAUGAAACAUACUAUGUGUUAUUGUGAUUAGUUUCAAUAAUAGUAAGUAAUAAGCUUGAGAAGGAACAGGUGUAUGUGGCUUUCACACCCAAGCCAUUAAUUCCUUUUUAUUAGCUUCAUAAAACCGUAAUUACUAUGGGUCUCAAAGCUUAUUUUACCAGCAUGGAAAGAACAACUCUUAGUUAAGUCUUUUCCUGUUUUACACAAGUAGCAUUUGAGCACUAACUAAACAGUUUCAGCUGGAGUACAAAGAAGACAGCGUAUCUUUGACUGGGGUAUCUGACACGCUCCAAUUACCGAACAUGUCACUGCACUUGCAUAUGCAAAGAUCUCACCAUUUAUCAAAGACUCGCCCUCAAGGCAAAUGAAUGGAACAUCUGGAUUUCAAGAGUGUUUAACCUAGCAUCUGGCGAGACCUCGUGAGAUGAUGUGUAUUUCCCUGCACAAUGACUCAUGAUAAAGAUGUAUGUGUGCAAUGAAAGCCGCUGAUGACCCACCUUUACCAUCGUCUGCACUGCAAGAAUGAGUUACAAUAUUGGGAGUCUAGCCAAGAUAUACACAAUAUGUGCAGAACAUGCUCAAAAGAUCAUUGUCUAGGGAAAGACAGUCUUCUAAAAGCAAACCUGACUGCCCACUAAGACCUGGAAGAGCUCUUUGUAUCCAGGGAGGUUUAUAAUUAUACACCAUUUAAAAAAAGAAACAGCCUCAAGAGACAUAUCUGUGGACUGGCUGUCGACAACGUCCCUGACCAAGGAGAGAAGAGCAGGCAAUCUGAGAACAAGGGGAAAAAAGGGCCACCGGCUGCAAAAUGAUGUCUCUCAAGGAGCUGUGUGCCUAUGAAACACCAUCCGUUGCUGAACUGCAGAACUUCCUGCUGGCUGACAGACGGCCCACUGGACAUGUCAACCAAGUGUGGCCUAAUGUGUACAUUGGCAAUGAGGUUGCGGCACGAGACAAGUCUAUGCUGUACAAUAUGGGGAUCACACACAUUGUGAAUGCUGCUAGUGGACCCCCUCAUGUCAACACUGGAGCCCGCUUUUACAGAGACAUGUCUAUAGAUUACUAUGGAGUGGAGGCUGAUGAUUCCUCAGACUUCAUCUUAAGUGUGUUUUUCUAUCCAACAGCAAGGUUCAUACGAGCUGCACUGUCAAAAAAUGGAAGAGUGUUUGUCCACUGUCUGAUGGGAGUGAGUCGCUCUGCCACUCUAGUGUUGGCCUUCCUCAUGAUCUGUGAGGAUCUUACUCUAAUGGAGGCUGUUAAAGCUGUACGGCAACACAGGGACAUCUGUCCUAAUCCUGGCUUUCUUAACCAGCUUCGACAUCUUGACAUGAGCCUCGUCCGAGAGAGGAAGAAAAAACUGGAAGCUUACAAAUUAAAAGCUCCUAAAGAAAAACCACUGGCCUCUCAACUGCAGGAAGCAUAUGAGACGCCAUCUAUAUCAGAUCUGCGGUAUCUGCUGCUGACUAACAGACAGCCUUUAGGACCUAUCAGUCUUAUCUGGCCCGGCCUGUACAUUGGAGAUGAGUCAACGGCUCGUGAUAAAGGACUCCUUGCUGAUCUGGGAAUCACUCAUGUUGUAAACUGUGCCGACGGACCGCAUCGCAUCAACACAGGCGCCCAGUUCUACUCAGACAUGAGUAUAAGUUACUGUGGAGUCGAGGCUUCAGAUCACCCACUGUUUGAUUUGAGCCAGUAUUUCAGCUCUACUGCAUCCUUCAUUAAGGCUGCACUCACUCAAAAUGGUAAAGUGCUGGUCCACUGUGCAAUGGGAGUCAGUCGCUCCGGAGCCUUGGUCCUGGCCUUCCUCAUGAUGUACGAGAACCUCACCCUCAAAGACGCCAUCAUCGCUGUCCGAUUGAACAGGGACAUCUAUCCCAACUCAGGCUUUUUAGAACAGCUGAGAACUCUGGACAACCAUUUGAAGAGAUAG
Molecule: messenger RNA, 2168 nt
Organism: Megalobrama amblycephala (Wuchang bream)
Lineage: Eukaryota; Metazoa; Chordata; Actinopteri; Cypriniformes; Xenocyprididae
Product: dual specificity phosphatase 29-like
Exons: 7
Coding region: 1047-2168 (373 amino acids)
Biological process (GO): protein dephosphorylation; negative regulation of MAPK cascade
Cellular component (GO): cytoplasm
Molecular function (GO): protein tyrosine/serine/threonine phosphatase activity; MAP kinase phosphatase activity
Source: RefSeq, a predicted model, not a curated record